Molecule: messenger RNA, 1284 nt
Organism: Leguminivora glycinivorella
Lineage: Eukaryota; Metazoa; Arthropoda; Insecta; Lepidoptera; Tortricidae
Gene: Ist1
Product: IST1 homolog
Exons: 7
Coding region: 92-1186 (364 amino acids)
Biological process (GO): protein transport
Source: RefSeq, a predicted model, not a curated record
UUUCACAAACAACUAUUUGUGUUACUUACUCAUCCUUGUAUAAAAUAAUACUAGUUUGCUUUUGAUACAGGCCAAGAGAUCUAAAACAAACAUGUUUUCCACAAAUCCCAAUUACACUAAACUAAAAACUCACCUGAGGCUUUCCAUAAAUCGUCUGAAAUUGUUGGAAAAGAAGAAAACCGAGUUGGCGCAGAAGGCUCGCAGGGAAAUAGCUGAAUAUAUUGCUGCGGGAAAGAGUGAACGAGCCAAGAUCCGGGUGGAGCAUAUUAUAAGAGAAGAUUACAUGGUAGAAGCCAUGGAGAUAGUAGAGAUGUACUGUGACCUGAUCCUGGCCCGCUUCGGGCUGGUGACGCAGAUGAAGGAGCUAGACGAGGGCCUGGCCGAGGCCAUCUCCAGCCUCAUUUGGGUUGCGCCACGGAUGCACACUGAUGUCCAGGAGCUCAAAAUAAUAUCUGACUUGUUGACCGCCAAAUAUGGCAAAAUAUAUGCAGAUGCAUGCAGAAAUGAAAGUGUACACACAAUAAGCGAGAAGUUGAAACACAAGCUGUCAGUUCAGAGCCCUCCGAAGAUACUUGUGGAGCGGUACCUUAUAGAGAUUGCUAAGAAUUACAAUGUGGAGUACACUCCGGAUGAGCAAGUGAUGAGGGAAGAAGAAGUAGGACGAGACGCGAUGCUGAUCGACAUCAACGGGCCGCCGAUGCCGCCCGGGUUCAUCGGCUUCCCGCAGCCGCCCGCCCUGCCGCAGCUGCCCAACCUGCCCCCGCCCACUGUCACUCCGUUCAGCUAUCCUUCCGGUCCGUCCGGCGGCAAGGCGGGCGGCUUCAUCGCGCCGCCCGGCCCGAGCGGGCCCGCGGGGUACGCGCUGCCCCCCGGCGUCGACUCUAAGGACCUCAGCAACAGCUUCUUACAGGAAGAGAUGCACAACCUGCCUCCUGCUUACGACAGCAUUAAUCAUGAUUUGCCCAGUCACGUACCGAACCCAAUGCCGCCAACAGCGCCAACGCCACAGCCGCGCGCGCGCAUGCCCCCCUCCCACAGCUUCCCGGAGCUGCCGGAGCUGCCCUCCGUGCCGUCCGACACGCUGCCCGCCACGCCCCGCGCGCCGCACGCCGCCGCCCCGGCCCCCGACGAGAUCGACUUCGAGGACUUGAACCGGCGCUUCGAGGAGUUGAAGAAGAAGAAGUAGUCAGGAGAGUUAGGUAGGGCUGAACAAAUUGAGAUCCGCUUCGUCAUAAUAAUUCACGUUGAUUAUAGUUGGUACCGUUUCAAUACGACGCGCGACAA